This is a messenger RNA of Phytophthora nicotianae INRA-310, 2022 nucleotides long. RefSeq lists its product as hypothetical. The record is from RefSeq and is a predicted model, not a curated record. The transcript is spliced from 5 exons. Bases 1 to 2022 code for a protein of 673 amino acids. NCBI's taxonomy places the organism in Eukaryota, Oomycota, Peronosporomycetes, Peronosporales, Peronosporaceae.
AUGCCAAACAAAGCAGCGAAUCUACUCAUGGACACAAGUUCGUAUGAUAAUGGGCAGUUUUGGUUAUUCAACGAUGCGAACCCGCAGAUGGUCCUUCUUGGAGCUGUCGGGUUAAUUAUUGUGGAUAUUUGCUAUAUGAUUGUGACGCUAAGGAUGCUCUUUUGGAGGGAUAAACUAUUUGGCUCUGCUUAUCAGAGUUACCCAGCCAAUCUCGACGUAUCUUUCUCAUGGAUGAGAUCGGAUGGUCCGCUGUUCAAGCGCAUUCGGCAUUUAUGGGACGAGCUUACUGCAUUUGAAGGAAAAAAUCGAAAGAAAUGGAACGCAUUUCUAAAGCUUUUUGACUUGGCGAUGGAGACAGCCAUGCUACGUCAAUUACUGCGGAGUGGAAGCCCUGCUAGUCUUACGUACGGUUUUGCUGGAUUCCUAUCUCUAAACGCGUUAUCCUGCGUCACAAACGUCUUAACGGGUCGAUUUACAGCAUUAACCGAGAUCUUCAUCGACUCAGUAUUCGACUUAUCCGCAGCCGUCCUGUUUCCAAUUGUGACGCUAGUCUACUGCUACUACAACUUCGAUUUCGAUCGAGAAGUCUAUCUCACAUACUUGGAAAAGCUCCCACCCGGAAGUUUUGAGCACCUUGCUCGUUCGUUCGCUGACCAGUCAAAAAUCGCCUUGUUUCGCGUAAAUUUUGACUCUCUUCGCAUCGAUUCGCUACUGGAUUUCGCACUCCGAAUCAGUAUGAACUUGACAUUUUGCUAUCGCUUUGAACGCCUCUUGCAGGCAAUUGUGUGGAUACGACAUCGCGGAUUGAUUAUCCAAAGACUAAAACGACCAAAAAUUACGCCAGUAACACAAAAUUCUGUACCCACAGGUAUCUCCGCCGUUUUUGUGGUAAUUUGUUUCACAGUAUUCUUGGCGACACACAAAGCCAUUGCAGACUCAAAAGCAUUGUGUGCGCCACAUGCUGAGUGUGUUGUGUAUGCUCAUCGAUGGGAAACCAGUGACGAGCAUUGUCCGUGCCUCAUCCUGAUAGAUGUGGAUACCGCGCCUAAGACGUACCAGGAGUGGAUUAAUCCCAUAGACGCGUAUGAAAAAGUGGAAACUCUCGCAUAUGCCGGUUUACUGACAUCACUUCAAGUGAUCAACCGACAACUUCUCGAGUGGCCGGAUGAAUUGCGCAAGUGUCGUAACCUGAAAGUCAUCCAACUGAUGUAUACGAGUACAGAGCACAUUCCAUCAUGGACAACAGAGCUAAAAAGUCUUGAAACAAUUCAAGUUGAAGGAAAAUACGGCAGUCCAAACCUGCUUGAUCUUCCUGACGAUCUUUUUGGCGACUUACCUCAAUUAUCGAUGAUUCACCUUGGUCUUCACGAGAAUAUCGACCAUAUUCCGCCGCUUAUAGGUGUUCCGAAUCUACGAAGCUUAUCUCUCGCUUGGAUUACUCGACUCCACACUUUACCAAGCUUUAAACACGUACCCAAGCUGGGUCGACUUAUUCUAUCCCUCUUGCCAAGUAUGGAGCAGAUCCCUGAUAUGGCUCCGCUGCAAAAUCUCGUUGAAUUUGUCGUGCUUCGACCAAACCACAUGUGCUGCAAUGGCUUCCUCGGGACGUGUAACUUGAGUCAUAUUUCAUGCCAGAGUUACCCGUCGUCUCGAACACCAGCAGCGUCAUGUAUAAUGAACGACACAGAUCCGCACUUCCCUGUUACUCCGUAUCUGGGAAAUAACGGAACGCAAACAGCCUUUGAGAAAUUUGCGCCGCUAAUCUGCCAGUCAUCACCAUUCGAUUCGCCAGACUAUCUCAGCUUUCCUACCAAAGAGACAAUAGAAAUGUGUGACGGUAAGCCAUAUCGACAGUGCUUUCUGCCAGGUAACAGAACUGGACUGUGUUACAACACGCGGUUUCAAGUGUUAUCGUGUCUCGCCGAUGAUAAUUAUGUUGCGUUACGACGGCUUCAGAUUCAGAAAGAGGUUGGUCCGAGAUGUGAUCCAGUUGAAGAGAAAUGGCUCGGAUGUAGGGGAUAG